CGCCGCCUCCACCCAGUGCCCUGCAGCAGCCCCGGGCAGCGGCGACGGCGGCGGCGGCGGCGGCGGCAGCUAGGUCCUCUGGCCUCGACACACCCGCCGUGGCUCUCACUGAACCACACGGCCAACGCCACGUGCGCGAGUAGUGUUGAAAUCGCGUCUCCGCUUCCUCUGAAUCAUUUUUUGUAACUUUCCUUCGCUCCUUUUUUUUUUUUUUUUCCUAUCCUCUUAAAAAAAAAAAAAAAAAGUUGUGUCCAAAAGCUUCCACUGAUCGUCCACUCCCCACCCCCACCCCACCCACAACUCCAGUUUCCCUUCCCUUUCCUUCCUCCCAGACUUUUUCUUUUUCUUAAAAGGCACGGGUAAUUGUGCAUUUUAUCAGACCAUCGUUAUUAUCGUUAAAGUCCUCGCUUUAUUGCUCUGACCCGGGGCGGCCGUUGCCCCCUCUUCGAGCGUCGCCCGGCGGAUGGAGACGAGCCCCAUGUAGAAAUGACAGCCAUGGAAGGGGCGAGCGGGUCUAGUUUUGGAAUAGACACGAUUCUGUCCAGCGCCAACUCGGGCAGCCCGGGUGUGAUGAACGGAGAUUUUCGCCAGCACGUCGAUGGCCGGAGCACGGAUUUUCGGAGCCAGGCCACCCCGUCCCCCUGUUCCGAGAUUGAUACAGUAGGCACUGCGCCUUCGUCUCCCAUCUCCGUCACCCUGGAGCACUCGGAACCCCACCUGGUCCAGGACGGCAUCCAGCACCAUCACCACCUCCAUCACGGGCAGCCGCCGCCGCCGCCUCAACAGCCGCCGCCGCAGCCGACCCAAAGUUUGCAGCCUUCUCCUCCGCAGCCGCCGCCGCCGCCGCAGCCACCAUCGCAGCCCCAGCAGCAGCCUCAGCCCCCGCAGCUGGGCUCGGCCGCUUCGGCCCCCAGGACUUCCACGUCUUCUUUUUUAAUUAAAGACAUUCUGGGCGACAGCAAACCGCUGGCCGCUUGUGCACCGUACAGCACCAGCGUCUCCUCUCCCCAUCAUACCCCGAAACAAGAGGGGAACGCAGCCAACGAGAGCUUCAGGCCAAAACUCGAGCAAGAAGACAGCAAGACCAAACUCGACAAGCGCGAUGAUGUUCAGAACGACGUCAAAUGCCACGGAACAAAGGAAGAAGGCGACCGGGAGAUUACAAGUAGCCGGGAGAGUCCCCCAGUCAGGGCUAAGAAACCUCGGAAAGCGAGAACGGCCUUCUCAGAUCACCAGCUUAAUCAGCUGGAGCGGAGUUUCGAGCGGCAGAAGUAUUUGAGUGUGCAGGAUCGCAUGGACCUCGCCGCCGCUCUCAACCUCACUGACACCCAGGUUAAGACCUGGUAUCAGAACCGGAGGACGAAAUGGAAAAGGCAGACCGCCGUGGGCCUUGAAUUGCUGGCGGAGGCCGGGAAUUACUCUGCUCUUCAGAGGAUGUUUCCAUCCCCUUACUUCUACCAUCCGAGCCUGCUAGGCAGCAUGGACAGCACCACGGCCGCGGCCGCCGCCGCCGCCAUGUACAGCAGCAUGUACCGGACUCCUCCCGCUCCCCACCCGCAGCUCCAGCGGCCCCUUGUGCCCCGCGUUCUGAUCCACGGCCUAGGGCCGGGGGGCCAGCCGGCUCUCAACCCUUUGUCUAACCCGAUCCCGGGGACCCCUCACCCCCGGUGAAGAACGACCCUGCUGUCCCUGUCCGCCUAGCUCCCCCGGACCCUUCCCUUGUCCUUUCCUGCCCUCCCCAGCGCCGGGCAACUACCUGCCUUUCGCAGCGGACACAAAGAGGCGGAGGAAGAAGAAGAGGAAGCUAACAAGUGGGUGUGGGGGUGGGGGUUGUAAAAAGUUGAGCAGGGUCAGGGCGUCUGCCGCCCCCCCUUCUCUCCCCAUCCCCUCCUUCCCUCCCAGGCCGAAAGCUGGGGACGCUUCCCCUCAGAGCAAUGGGACUUUUGGAACAAGAUAACAAACCUGAACCCACGCAGGGUGUAACUUGUAAGUGGAAAUAAUGACUACAAAGGCAAAACUUCAAGUUCUUGGGGAAAAGGGGGGGUGGUAUGGGGUGGUUUGGAGAACCACGGAGGCCUAGAGACAGAAAGAGGAGAAGGCUGAGACCCACAGAGAGAGAGGCGCGGUGGCAAAGGAUCCCAGAGAACUUGGCGCCUGCCCCUAGAGAAAAGAAGAGGGUAAACUGAGAACUUUGCACUGUUUUCUCAUGACCUUUUUUCUUUUGGAAAAGUGGCAUGCUCCAAACUAUUAAAGAUGUACAUUGGAAAGACUGAGUGAUCAAUGAUAUAUCAUAUUUAUUAUAUGUUGUCCAAAAAGAUUCACUUAUAUACGUUAGUAAAUACAUGAUUUCCCCCUUUCUUUCCAUGUCUUUUGGGUUCCGUAAAAAAAAAAUAAAUGCUUAGAUGAAAAAAUAUAGAUUUUUUGUGAUUGAAGAUUUUAAAAAAUAAAGUUUAUCUUUUUUUUAAACAAGUGUUGAAAUCCAAGGAAGCUAAUUUUACUAAAGUGAGAUUACUGACAAUGAAAAAAA
Messenger RNA from Antechinus flavipes (yellow-footed antechinus), 2527 nucleotides. It is a transcript of the gene BARHL2, whose product is annotated as BarH like homeobox 2. Gene Ontology annotation, molecular function: RNA polymerase II transcription regulatory region sequence-specific DNA binding; DNA-binding transcription factor activity, RNA polymerase II-specific. The record is from RefSeq and is a predicted model, not a curated record. The coding region runs from base 487 to 1671 and encodes 394 amino acids. Gene Ontology annotation, biological process: regulation of transcription by RNA polymerase II. The transcript has 3 exons. NCBI's taxonomy places the organism in Eukaryota, Metazoa, Chordata, Mammalia, Dasyuromorphia, Dasyuridae. Gene Ontology annotation, cellular component: nucleus.